AUGGCUACCGAUAUCCCCAAGGUUGUCCCUUUGACAUGUCACGGACAUUCUCGUCCGGUGACGCAUUUGAGCUUCUCUUCAACUGUGGAGGACGAGCAAUAUUACUUUAUCUCAUCAUGCAAAGAUAACAACCCUAUGCUCCGAGACGGCAUUACAGGAGACUGGAUCGGAACAUUCCUCGGCCACAAAGGUGCCGUCUGGCAAGCCAGACUCUCCGCAGACGCUGCCAUCUCAGCAACAGCAGCAGCAGAUUUCUCAGCCAAAGUCUGGGAUACAUACACAGGCGAAUGCCUACACACACUGCAGCAUGCGCACAUCGUGCGCUCAGUAGCAUUCCCCAUCCAAGCCAACCCGCAAGUCCUCGCAACCGGCGGUGCAGAGAAGAAGCUCCGGAUCUUCGACCUCACGCGCGGAGGCUCAGCCUCUGUCCCUGCGGGCACUAAUGCUGCAACUGAGAAUGGAGUGACGAGCUAUGAGAUCGGUCCCGGCGUUCACGGCGGUACUAUCAAGUCCAUUGUCUGGAACCAGGACUACAAUGUGGUCACCACUGCGGCUGAAGACCGGAAGGUUCGGUGGUGGGACUUGCGCUCGCGACACCCAAUUGUCGAACUCGCGGUUGAUGGUCCCAUUGGCUCUUGUGAGCUGAAUAGUCUCGCGACGAGGCCCAAUGACUCUGGGAUCUUGACUGUGGCGGCUGGCAAGAGUGUCUACCUUUACGAUGGUGUGCAGCCGGGUCGAUUGCUCAAGAAAGUUGAUUUCGACUAUGACGUUGCGAGUGCGGCGGUCAAUAGUGAAUCUGGCCGUCUGGUUACGGGCAGUGCGAAUGAUACUUGGGCGCGAGUUUAUGACUUGAACACGAACGAAGAGCUCGAGGUUCAAAAGGGUCAUCAUGGACCUAUCUGGUCCGUCAGCUUUUCGCCUGACGGUAAGCUCUACGGCACCGGUAGCGAGGACGGCACCAUUAAGCUGUGGAAAGCUAGCCGGGAGCCAUAUGGCCUCUGGAGGUAG
Molecule: messenger RNA, 1008 nt
Organism: Penicillium olsonii
Lineage: Eukaryota; Fungi; Ascomycota; Eurotiomycetes; Eurotiales; Aspergillaceae
Source: the annotation of a GenBank genome assembly